AUGUCGGGGUCGCCUCAAGAGUCUGGCCAGACGAGCUCCGGCUCCAGCAACACACCACCGAAUCCCUUUGAGAACCCAACACAGGAACAGCCCAUCAAGCUGCAAACUCCACCGUUGCUUCACCCUUCGUCCGCAACGCCACAGGCGCGAAAGGACAAGAAGGAGAAGAAGAAAGUCGGCUUCCAUGCCGACAGCCCUCGGCCUAGCCAACCAGCCCCGGUGGACAAUCGGCCACCGAGCAUCGUAAUUGACGAUGACUACUUUCCACAGUCAAUGUCUCCCGAAGUUAACCCCUUUGAUACACCUAGACCCGUUGAUACUCCAAGGCGGGACACGGACGCAACGCCAGCAGGAGCUCCCGAUGCCGGCGAGCUGCGCCGUGCUCUCACUCAGGUUUUGAUUUCGGAGAAGCAAGAGAGCGGCCCCUCUGAGACACCUGCCCGACCCCGGCCCGUCCUCCGCCGUAACACCAGCUACGAUGCUCCGGAAGAGAGGCAGAAGGCCGAUCUCGCUGAGCAAACCGCCGGCGAACGGCAGCAGCGUUCGGGUCUGGAGGCCCGCCAGCGUGCCAACCGCUUGGCCGUCAGCGUCGAGAAUUACUCAUCACCACCUUCUCGUCGCAACUCCAUUGAGGGACCUUACAAUCCAUUCAGCGACGAUGAGGAAACCGAUCAGGUCACCGGCUUGAGCUCUGCGGUAGACGGUUCAGAUGAGCGACAAAACGUUCGGUCUCGUCCCAGGAAGAACUCACACUUGGAUGCCGAGAAUCUUGUCCGAUCCCACACAAGACGUGCCAAGAAAGGUGGCCGAGGACCCAAUGACUAUUUCAAGUAUGAGCCGCCUUCUGGUGUUCGGUCUGGCACCGCUACGCCCACCUUGGAGCAGUCUUACGCACAUGACUACGUCCCGCCCCCCAAGCAGUACCAGGGCGGUAUUCUAUCAUCGCUGCUCAAGCUAUACAACGAGAAUGGCAGCGGUGGUAACAGUGGUAGGAACACGGGAUCCAACACUCCGGCGACGGCGACGCCCAGCCACUCUCCUCCGGGUUCCAUGCCACCCUCCGCCGCUCCUUCGAUCCCUGGAUCACCACGACCUUCUCGGCCCAACAGUGGAUUGUUCAACUACCACAAGAAGCAGGGCUCUCGGUCUUCCAUGGCCCUAGCUGAACUCAUGAAGUCAUCGUCUGCCAUGGCUGGGCCGGCUUCCAGUGUAUUCAGCCAGGGCUUCACUGAGAAACUCAGGACCGAGCCCCCUUCGCGGCCGAAGAAGAAGAAGUCUGGAGUCUGGGGCGGAUCCUCACCAAAGUCAUCAAAGGCUGAAGAGAAGCAUAGGAUUACUAAGCACAUUGCUCAGAUCCUGUCGAGACAUAAGUACCUUGUCAAACUGUGCAGGGCGCUGAUGAUGUAUGGAGCUCCUACGCAUAGGCUCGAGGAGUACAUGAAGAUGUCGGCCCGUGUGCUUGAGAUUGAGGGUCAGUUCCUCUACAUACCUGGUUGUAUGAUUAUCAGUUUCGACGACAGCGCAACCCACACGACCGAGGUCAAGAUAGUGCGCUCGGUACAUGGCGUGGAUUUGGGCAAACUGCGCGACGUGCACGACAUCUAUAAGCAGGUUGUCCACGAUCUGAUCAGCGCCGAUGAGGCUACCAUCAUGCUGGAGAACAUCACGAGCCGCAAGCUCAAGUUCGGCAACUGGAUGCGCGUGCCCAUCUAUGGUCUCGCCAGCGCAUGUGUGGCCCCCUUCGCGUUCCAGGGACGCUUCAUCGACUUACCCAUCGCUUUCAUUCUCGGUUGCAUUCUGGGCUGGAUGCAACUGAUCCUUGCCCCGAGCAACGAGUUGUACGCGAAUGUCUUCGAAAUCACCGCCUCCAUCGUCACGUCCUUCUUGGCCCGCGCCUUCGGCUCCAUCAACCACGGCGAACUGUUUUGUUUCUCUGCCUUAGCGCAGAGCUCAAUCGCACUUAUCCUUCCUGGUUACAUGGUACUGUGUAGCAGUUUGGAGUUGCAAAGUCACAACUUGGUCGCUGGUAGUGUUCGGAUGGUUUAUGCCAUGAUCUACACCCUCUUCCUCGGAUACGGAACUACCAUUGGCACUGCUCUUUACGGCAUGAUCGACCGUCACGCCGAGUCGAGAACUACCUGUACCAACCCGCUUAAUAGGAACUGGUACUUGCUGUUUGUUCCGUGCUUCACCCUCUGCCUCUGCAUUAUCAAUCAGGCCAAGUGGAAGCAAACACCGGUCAUGAUCACCAUCUCGCUUGCUGGAUUCCUGGUUAACAGCUACUCGUCCGACUUUUUCGUCGGCAAUGCUCAAAUCUCAAACAUGCUUGGCGCUCUCACCGUGGGACUGCUAGCUAAUCUCUACUCCCGCCUUGGUCGCCACGCUCACAACUUAUUCCUCGACUUCCUAGACUGGUGGGAUGCUCGGAUGGCCCCGCGCUUCGUCAGCGUCAGCCGCCGUCGCAACGAGCGUCCUCGCCCGGAAAUGUACCAGAUGUCUGGCCAGAAUGCCGGAUCCUCCGGUCCCUCGGGCAUUCACACCCCCGGAGAGAACACCCCUGAAGGAUCGGCGCCAGCAACACCUACUACUGCUACCUUUUCCGAAAAGGACAAGGCUCAAGGGAUCGUCCCCGAGCGGAAGCGGACAGUGGGCUAUGGACUCGCCGCCGCGGCUAUGCUUCCGGCGAUAUUUGUGCAGGUUCCUAGUGGUCUUGCGGCAGGCGGGUCAUUACUGGCAGGAGUUACAUCGGCUGAUCAAAUCACGAACAAUAACGGUACUUCGUCAACGACCGACACUUCGGAUCUUAACAACUCGGCCUUUGCGGUUCUUCUCAGCGUUAUUCAAGUUGCUAUUGGUAUUACAGUUGGACUCUUCAUGAGCGCCCUCAUGGUCUACCCUCUUGGCAAGAGAAGAAGUGGCUUGCUCAGCUUCUAG
Colletotrichum orchidophilum is the source of this 2934-nucleotide messenger RNA. RefSeq lists its product as uncharacterized. Gene Ontology annotation, biological process: transmembrane transport. Bases 1 to 2934 code for a protein of 977 amino acids. Gene Ontology annotation, molecular function: transmembrane transporter activity. Lineage: Eukaryota; Fungi; Ascomycota; Sordariomycetes; Glomerellales; Glomerellaceae. The record is from RefSeq and is a predicted model, not a curated record. The transcript has a single exon.